AAACAGUUAAAGUGGCCCAAAGUGGCACAAAGUGGCUCGUGCCAUUACUUUGGAGCUUUAGCUGAAUGUCGACUUUCUUAAGCAAAGUCGUGACGUGGUCCAACAAUUGGAAGUACAAUAAGCAAUAGGCAAUAGUCAAUAUAAUACUUCAUCGCCAUCUCUCCUAACCCCCUACCCCCCCGAAACGUCCGAAUACGUCUCGAAUUGAAAAAUGGCUUUGCCUUGGGUAAAAAGGCUCGAAGAUUGCGCCGACUACUCUCAAGUAGUUGAGCCAUACCUACCACAACUCUACGAACUCCCUGGAAAGAUAGUCCAUGCCGCGUCGAGUCACGGAUCCUUCGUCGAAUUAUACAAAAAUACCAACCCGUUCAUAUCGGGGCUUGGUUUUUCUAUAUUCCUCGGUGCCGUCUUUUUAAUCGUAUCCGAAAUCAAUCGUAAUUACUCCCAGGUUGAUCGCAUGUGGAGUCUAUUGCCAACAAUAUACAAUGCACAUUUUGCUGUUUGGUCUCAUCUGAAUGGCCUUCCAAGCCAAAGGCUUGACCUUGUGUUAUUAUGGAGUGCAACGUGGAGCGCUCGGUUGACGUACAAUUACUUCCGGAAAGGUGGUUAUAAUGUUGGUUCGGAGGACUAUAGAUGGGAAAUAAUUCGGAGCAAAGUACACCCGGUGCUGUUUUUCUUAUUAAAUAUCACUUUCAUCUCCUUCAUUCAGAGCAUAUUGCUCUUCUUCCUCGCAGCGCCGACAUACAUUAUCCUCCUAUCGUCAAACUUUGAACGAGAGGUCACAGCGGCAGAUAUAGCUUUCACGGCAGUCCAGCUCGGACUCAUACUCUCCGAAUGGUUUAGCGACCAGCAACAAUGGGACUACCAGCUAGCCAAAAAGGAAUACCAACAGACAGCCAAGGUGCCACGGGGCUGCGGUUUUACCCAAGAAGACCUUGAUCGAGGUUUCAUCACUUCCGGGUUAUGGGCUUACUGCAGGCAUCCUAACUUUGCAGCCGAGCAGACUAUCUGGUUCAUUUUAUACCAAUGGAGCUGUUACGCAAGCAAGACCCUCUACAGCUGGGCAGGUCUAGGCCCUCUGUUUCUAAUCAUGAUAUUUCAGGGGUCGACCUGGCUUACGGAAUUGAUCAGCUCCGGAAAGUACGCAGAGUACAAAUUUUACCAACGACAAGUCGGGGCUCACAUACCCAGCUUCACUCCGUACAAAACUCCGACGCCGAAAGUUAUUCGGACAAGCGAGUUAGCAAAGCGACUGAAGGCAAAGCAAAAGUAAAAGGUGCUCCAAUAUGUAAUCACUGGCAGAUGGCGUAGGCUGGAUGCGCUCAUAUGUGCAUACAAGGAUGGUCCCACGACUGCAUAAGUUUGCGGUCUACUGCAGUAUGACGCUGAUAUACAACCUCAUUUAGAAGAUUGAAGCUUCAUCACGAUAAUCUAUUUGUCCUCGUAAGAUGUCCUCGUAAGAUGCGGGGGUCCUGAUGCAUGGGAGUAGGUAGUUGGUCUUAAAUAGACUAUUUUACAGAGUACCGAUUGUUUUAUUC
Messenger RNA from Daldinia loculata, 1538 nucleotides. RefSeq names its product DUF1295-domain-containing protein. Lineage: Eukaryota; Fungi; Ascomycota; Sordariomycetes; Xylariales; Hypoxylaceae. Gene Ontology annotation, cellular component: membrane. The record is from RefSeq and is a predicted model, not a curated record. Bases 212 to 1273 code for a protein of 353 amino acids. The transcript has 4 exons.